GUAAAACGUUAUUGUGUUCUUUUAAGAUGUUAAAUUAAAUGAUCCGAAUUUAUAUUUUAUUGAAAAUUAUUACGGAUCGAUAUACUUUUACAAACUGCUCUAUAAAAUUAUAAUGAAAUAAAGCUUUCACGAAAAUAAUAUAUUAUCGUAUUUUACUUUUUUUUUUUUUUCAUUUCGCGAAUAAAAUGCUUAAUAAUUAUAAGAAGAAUUAUUUAUUCAACUUGUUACCGCCAAUUCAAAUUUAAAAGUCGUCUAUAUAUAUUAUCAAUUGUCACGUGACCUUGGAUCGAUACGUGUAAUAGACCAAUAAGAAUAUGUCUCCUUUUAAUACAUAAAUUCGUGCGCAAUCGUGAAGCGUGAAAUAACCUAUAUUAGAAUCACGGAAAAUUAUAAAUUAUUUAAUAAAAGAAAAAAAAUAAAAUUAGGUGAAUAAUAUCAAAAUAGAAAAUGCAGGUACGAGAGAACUUAGAGAUUCUAGAGAGUAAGAAAAUGAUGAAGGAUGCACGUGAAGACGAGAUAGAAUUGGAACGGGAAAGGAUCAUGAAGAAAGGCGAUAUCGUACGAUCCAUACGACGUUUAGAUCUAAACCGUUUAGAAAUCGAAGAAAAGGAAAAACUCGUUUCUUCUCAAAAAGCUCGGGAUUUACGAAAUCGACAAAUCGAAAGAUCUUAUAAAUUAGCUCAGGAAUUGGCACGUCUUAAAAAUGAAGAAGCGCGAGAAUUGCGUGAUUUGAAAUGUAAGAAAAAAUUAUUCCGAUCUCCUACGGCUUGUUCUUUUGUUGAUUUACAAUCACGAUUAUUGGAAGAGAAGAUUAAAAAAGAUUCGCAAUCUAUCGAUAUCAUUCGACAAUGGUACUUCGACGACACAUUGGAUAAAAUGCAAUUGGCAAAAUUGGAAGAAAAUAAACUACUUUAUCGUGCCGAUUUGCAGAAUCAAAUUAUUGAAAAACGUCGUAUAUUGCAAGAAUUUGAUGAGGAGAGGCAACGUGAACGUAAGAUAAUCGAACAAAUGAUCGACGUUAUUCACGAAGAAGAUAUUCGUGCUGAGGAACGUAAGAAAGAAAUUCAAACGUGUUUACAAGCUGAAAAAGAAGCUACUUUUGAGGCGAGAAAAGUAUGGAAGGACAUACAAAAGGCUGCGAUUAAUGAGGAAAAUAAAAAAAUUGCUGAGAUCAUUGUUGAGAAAGAAGUUGAACAUAAAAGACAAAUGGAGAAAAAAAAAGACAUUAGUGCAAUGAGAGAAGCGACGACAGAAAAAAUUGCGAGGAAGAUGUUGGAUGAUGAAAUUAAGAUGAAGGAAAAAGAAGCCAUUUGCAAUGAAUUGUAUUUGGAAAAAAAGAAAACAAAAGAAGCUGAAGAAUCUUUAAGAUUAGCUUUGGAAAAGCGAUUACGAGCUAAAAAAAUCUUGGACGAAAUGGUACAAUAUAGAAUUGCCGCAACUGAGAAAAAGAUGAAGGAACAAUAUAUGGAGAUAAAUUUUACACAUAAUCUUUACGAGAAACAAUUAAAACUCGACGAAGAAACUAAACAAAAGCUAGAGGAGAAACGACGAAAGAAUAAUCAAUAUGGUGAAGAUUUGAGGAAAAUUAUAAUAAAUAAUAAAGUUGAAUAUGCAAUGAAAUUAUUGAAGAAACAAAAAGAUAUUCAGGACGAAUGUGCAGAAAAGUCAUAAACAUUAAUUGUAAGAAAAUCUGGAUUAAACGAAAAUCUAUAUUUAUUUUGGGAAUUUAAUAAAAAUAUCCGAAGUUUCGCCCAUUAUUUAUUAGUACAUAGGUAUAUAUAUACAUGUCGCACGGAAAGGCGUCACCUUUACGGCUUUUGUUAUUUGUACAAAGUCCGUGUAAAAAUACAGCAGCCCAAUCUUAUAUAGAUUAAUAGUAUUCGAUAGAUUAUAAACGAAAGCGGUCUUGCCUCGUUUACUCUUUAUCGUUUUCGUCAUCGUCAUCGUCAUCGUCGUCGUUGUCGUCGUCAUCGUCGUUCGUUCUUCAAUGAAAUCGUAUCUAAUCGAAGAAAAUUAUUAUAUUAUUUUAUUUUUAUUUUUUUUCUUAGUUAUACGAGUUAUAACGAUCCUAUUAUCAAAAAAAAACAAAAAAAAGGAUACAAAAAUAAGAGAAUCGAAGAGAAAAGUAAAAAAAAAAAAACGACACGAGGAAGACCGCUCGAACGUUUCGAAUGAUUGAUUCCUAAAAAUUACGAAAGUGUGAUUUUUCAUCGAUUAAUUUCAUUUCUUUCUUUCUUUUUUUGUUUUCUUUUAGUGUCACAAUUAGAGAAAAAAAAAUCAAUCAAUUUCUCGAUUAAUAUAAUACACUGUAUACGAAAGUGUUUUUAAUUACGACGAAUUAGAUCGAGAAGACGAGACAAAAAAAAAUUAAUAAAGAAAUUUCUUCGUCGUUUUAUAAUCAAAAAUUUAUAUCUUUUUUUUUCUUUCUUUCUUUCUUUUUUUUUCGUUUACAGAGGCGUCCUCCACUAAUAACGAUAUGCCACGAGAUAGUAAAUCUACGACGACUGUUACUACGUGAAAUUUCAACACAUUUAUAAAGUCUCUGGGCCUAAUUAUCUCUACUAAAUUCACCGAUUAUUACAAUAAUAAUACGCUCGGCCCCCUAUCGGCGUAUCUCUAACAACACACGCAAAAUUCAACGAAUAAAGCGAAUUUAUACGGGGUCACGUUCGUAUUUAUCUUUCACGUGAAAUAUCACGAAACGAUCCAUCACAACUUUGACUUCCCUGUUUUUUAUUUAUUUCUUUUUUUUUUCUUUUCAAUUUUUUUCAUUCAGUAAGAAAAUUUAAUUUUUCUUACUAAUCCUCUCUUUUCCAUUUUGCCCCAACUCUUUCCGCCGCUCUCUUUCUCAUUCAUUCCUCUUUUUAUUUUCUUUUACAAGAACGUCUUUAAGACGAUUUCCUAGUAUAUUCUUACUCCUAUUAUUAUUAUUAUUAUUAUUAUUAUUAUUAUUAUUAUUAUUAUUAUUAUUAUUAUUAUUAUUAUUAUUAUUUAUUAUUUAUUAUUAUUUAUUAUUUAUUAAUGGUCACUUUUUUGAUCGACGCGCAAGUUAGGCACAACAAGCGGAUCCUUAAAAGUGAAUGGGAGUAUGAUACGUUUUUUUUUUCAUCUUCUCUUCUUCAUUUUUAUUUUAUUUUUUUGCGUUACUGGCCCUCCUAUCGGAGAAAUUCCUAACUGUAAAAAACGACUUAGCACGGAUUGGUCUUAAAAGUAAAAUCACAUAUCCUCGCGGAUUAAAUGAGUGCUCCUGUGUAAUUAGUGUAUGUGUGUAUGUUCGUGCAUUAGCGUGUAUGUGUAUGUGCAGCACUGGUCAUGUAAAAGUAAAAUCACAUUUUUUUUCACGCUUUAUGUAUGUAUGCAUGUAUGUACGUAUAUAUGUAUGUACAAAGUAGCCCGCAUCUGUGUCACACUUAAUAAUCAAUUUGUCUUUCUCUUUCUCUCUUCCUCUCUUUCUCUCUCUCUCUCUCUCUCAUUCUCUCUCACUUUCUUAUUUUUACUUUAGCGAUUACAAUAGGAUAUAUAAGCAUUAUACAGAAUGAUCCAAAAGUUCUUACGUGACACUAAAAAUCAAUUAUUCCCUUUCAAGAUUAGGAUUGUAGUUAGAUUGAUAGUUUAACAAGCUGUAUUUGCAGUUUUACAAUUUGACCAAAAAAAAGAAAAAAGAAUUUGUUCUUUAAAGUCUUUCGAAAAAGAGUAAUUGAUUUUUAAUAUCAUCAAAGGAAAAUUAGAUCUAUUCUAUAUAUCCUCUCGAUCACUCUAAACGAGACAUUCUCUUAUAAACCCGUAUGCACGUGUGUACGUGCGUGCGUGUGUGCAUAUGUGUGUGUGUAUGUGUAUGUAGGUAUGUAUGACUUCUUUUUUUCUUCCCUAUAUAUAUAUAUAAAGUAACGAUCGCGCACAAAUUGCGGCACAAUUUAUGUGCUUUUCUCGAAUAACGAAAACAAAAAACAAUUUGUUAAAUGAAAUGAAUUACAGUUAAAACGUCAGUAAACUUAAGUAUUAACAAACAUUCGAUAUUCGUUCUUCCUCAAUAUAAAUUAAGUUUCUCGUAAAUCAUCCUCCUCCGAUGAAAUAUUUGAAAGCACACGAAAUACAUAUACAUAUAAGUAAUAUAAUUAAAGCAAAAUUAUUAUUAUUUUUUUUUACUUUUAAUAAUUAUUAUUAGCACCCUAAUAAAAUAUGGUAAUAUAUGUCGGUGAGAACGAAUGAUAUCAUAUUUGAUUGUAAAUUUUUUUCUAGCUAAUAAGUUUUAACUUCAAUACAUCUGAUAUGUAUAUAUAUAUAUAUAUAUAUAUAUAUAUAUAUAUAUAUAUAUAUAUAUAUAUAUAUAUAUAUAUAUAUAUAUAUAUAUAUAUAUAUAUAUAUAUAUAUAUAUUGUAUGUGUUUUUAUAAAAAUGGAAGUCACUGGACUGAAUAAAACGAGUUUGCUAAACGUAGAUAUAGUUUAUAGAAUAAUAUGUAUAUCUCGAUAUGUAAAAGCAAUGAUCGUCCCAAAUUUUCUAUAUACCUUUCACUUACUCGGUAUAAAAAAAGUUUGAUACAAAACUUAGACCGAGCAAACAUAAAAAAUGUUUAAGGUUUAUCUCGAAUUUUGAGACAAUCUGACAAUUGGAACGAGAACGAGCAAAUCAUCAUCAUCAUCAUCGGCGCAAAGCUAUUGUUCGAAGUUAUCAGAUAUUUCGCUGAUUAAUAGGAACCAUUAGGAAAACUCCAUCGAAACAACUACUUAGGCAGUUUGAGGAUAGUUCGAUAGAAAAUCGAUAGAAAAUGCUUUCGAAUAGGAAACAGUCUUGGACAGUCACAGUCGCUGUUGUAAAAAAAGAAAAUAAAAAAAAAUAAAAAAAUAAAAAAAAAUAAAAAAAAAAAGAAGGAAAAGAAAUUACGAGCAAAAAAGAAAUAAAGAAAAAAAAAGAUAAACAAAGAAUUAUUAUUAUUAUUAUCAUUAUUAUAAUAAUUCCCCUAUUUUUUUCUUCUUUUAAUCAUGACAAUCGCGAUAGUUUAUCGGUAGUAUCGAAAAGUGUUUACGUUAUCGACGAUAUAAAAAUGAAUACGUAGCAAAUUACACGUCAUUUUCAUUUCUUUUUUCUUUUAAUUUUUUUUUUUUUUUUUUUUUUUUUUUUUUUUUUUUUUUUUUAAGAGGAAAGGUUUAUCUUUUGUCUUUAUAGGCAACGCUUCAUUUCGUAUAUAAACGAAUAUUAUAUAAUGGAGAAAUUUAUAUAUGCGCUCUCUCUCUCUCUCUCUCUCUCUCUCUCUCUCUCUUUCUCUCUCUUUCUUUCUUUUCAUAAAAUACAAACUGCAAAUAAACGAACACUCUGGCAUAGUUUUACAACUUCUCCUCUUCUUUUUUGCUUCUUUGUUUUUGUUUAUAACUUUUUUUUCCUUUCUUCUUCUUCUUCUUCUUCUUUAUUUUCUCUUUUCUUAAUCAUUCAACUCCAUCGAUAUAUAUUUCUUCUAGUCUUUUUAAAGGUAGAUUUGGCCCCUUUUUAUAAAAGAAGAAAUCUUUUCUUGGCUUGGUGUUUAAUACUGAUAAUGAAAUUAAACACCAGUAUGUAUGUAAAUAGAUAGUAAGUAAAUAAGUAAUAGGAUCGCUAAAUUUUCUAAAAAAAAAAGAAAAAAAAUAUAAAGAAUGAACAAAUAAAAAAAAUAAUAAUAAUAAAAAAAAAAAAGAAUUAUCGCAUUUCUUUCACCCACGUUCACAUUAUUAUAUAAAUCUUGUUAUACACUUUUAACACGUCCCUUAAAUAUCCAUUUAAUGGACAGCCACACUCGAUUGUUCUUUCUCAACUUAAACCUAACUCGGAAGACAAGAGGAGAGAAAAGAAAUAGAAAAGAAAAAAAAAUAAAAAAGAAA
Vespa crabro (European hornet) is the source of this 5851-nucleotide messenger RNA. RefSeq names its product meiosis-specific nuclear structural protein 1-like. Gene Ontology annotation, cellular component: motile cilium. The transcript is spliced from 5 exons. Lineage: Eukaryota; Metazoa; Arthropoda; Insecta; Hymenoptera; Vespidae. Gene Ontology annotation, biological process: cilium organization. The record is from RefSeq and is a predicted model, not a curated record. Bases 448 to 1671 code for a protein of 407 amino acids.